This is a messenger RNA of Amphiprion ocellaris (clown anemonefish), 4458 nucleotides long. It is a transcript of the gene nadsyn1, whose product is annotated as NAD synthetase 1. The coding region runs from base 203 to 1963 and encodes 586 amino acids. Gene Ontology annotation, biological process: NAD+ biosynthetic process. The record is from RefSeq and is a predicted model, not a curated record. The transcript is spliced from 18 exons. Gene Ontology annotation, cellular component: cytoplasm. Lineage: Eukaryota; Metazoa; Chordata; Actinopteri; Pomacentridae. Gene Ontology annotation, molecular function: glutaminase activity; NAD+ synthase (glutamine-hydrolyzing) activity; ATP binding.
CAGCAGGAAAAGAAGAAGCAGAGGAAGCACGUGAUUAAACCAUAGGUUAUAUCGGUUAUAUGUCUAUGGGUUAGACCACAGCUGGCAUUCCUCUCCGCGUACAUCUGCUGAUCGUCACACAGAUCGACAUCAGUAGCUUCAAACUGUCCAAACUGAGCCGCCGUACUCAACUCACCUGCUCUCUGCUGCAAGGACCGAAGAAAUGGGCCGAAAAGUGACUGUGGCUGCCUGCUCGUUGAAUCAGUGGGCGCUGGACUUUGAGGGCAACUCGGAGAGAAUACUGAGAAGUAUUGAAAUUGCAAAGGUUCAUGGAGCAAAAUACAGACUGGGUCCAGAGCUGGAGAUAUGCGGGUAUGGAUGUGGAGACCACUUCUUUGAGUCGGACACAUUGCUCCACAGCUUUCAGGUUCUCAGGAAUCUAUUGGAAUCUCCCAUCACCCAGGACAUCAUCUGUGAUGUUGGAAUGCCCAUCAUGCAUCACAAUACACGCUAUAACUGUCGGGUCCUGUUCCUCAACAGAAAGAUACUGCUGAUCAGGCCUAAGAUGAUAAUGGCCAAUUCUGGGAAUUACAGAGAGUUGCGCUGGUUCUCCCCUUGGAACCAGUUGAGGCAGGUAGAGGAGUAUUUUCUGCCCAGAAUGAUUCAGGAAAUAACAGGCCAGGACAGUGUCCCAUUUGGUUUCUGUGUGCUGUCCACAAAAGACACUUGCAUCGGCAGUGAGAUAUGCGCAGAGCUUUGGAACCCCAGCAGCCCCCAUAUUCAGAUGGGUCUGGAUGGGGUUGAAAUCUUUACUAAUUCCUCGGCCAGCCACCACGAGCUCCGUAAAGCUGAUCAAAGAAUAAACCUGAUCAAGUCAGCCACCACCAAGAGUGGAGGCAUCUAUCUGUAUGCCAACCAAAGGGGCUGUGAUGGAGACCGUGUCUACUAUGAUGGUUGUUCCAUGGUGGCUAUCAAUGGAGACAUUGUGGCACAGGGAGCACAGUUCUCCCUUAAUGAUUUGGAGGUGACAACAGCCACACUGGAUCUUGAGGAUGUGCGUAGCUACAGAGGAGAACUAUACCAGUCACAUAUGCCAAGUGAACCCAGACUUUGCCACAGGAUUAAAGUUGAUUUCUCUCUAUCCAGCGGAGAUGAUGUCUACCUCCCCACCCAGCAACCAAUAAAAUGGCACUUUCAUACACCAGAGGAAGAGAUCAGUCUAGGGCCGGCCUGCUGGCUGUGGGACUACUUGAGGAGAAGUGGACAGGCUGGUUUCCUGCUGCCUCUGAGUGGGGGCGUUGAUAGCUCCUCCACCGCCUGUAUUGUCCAUUCUAUGUGUGUGCUGCUCUGUCAGGCUGUAGAGGAUGGCAACAGCUCGGUCCUGGAGGAUGUUCGCAGGGUGGUUGGGGAUGACUCCUACCUUCCACAGCAACCAAAGGAGCUGUGUGGUCGCAUCUUCACCACCUGCUACAUGGGCAGUGAAAACUCCUCAGAGGACACAUGCAGCAGGGCCAGAGACCUGGCCCGCCAGAUCGGCAGCACACACAUGAAUAUUAAUAUAGACAUGGCAGUGAAAGGCAUUCUGGGUAUCUUCUCAGUGGUUACUGGACGGUGGCCUCAGUUUCGUGUCAAUGGUGGAAGCCUCAGAGAAAACCUGGCUCUGCAGAAUGUCCAGGCUCGUGUCAGGAUGGUCCUGGCCUACCUGUUUGCCCAGCUGAGUCUCUGGGCCCGGGGUAAGCCUGGUGGAUUGUUAGUACUGGGCUCCAGCAACGUAGACGAAAGGUUCAAGACCCUACCUUCGCUGGAUGAGACAUCUAAGUUUCAAGUCUACAGGGAUCUCACCAGUGACAUCCUGAAGAUGCUCCAGAGACAAGGCCAUUCUCAGGAAAGGAACCAGCAGAGCCACCGCAAAAGAAGACCGCCAUGGCAGAACUGUUUGGGGAUGUUUUUCAACAUGAAGCCCAGGUCAAGUCCUUUUCUGUGACUGUGGAGGAAGAGGUCAGUGCAUACAGAUUGGCACCCUGCAUUCACGUGGAUGAUGAUCCUUUCAAAUGGUGGAAGAUGAAUGAGUCCAGCUUUCCUCAUCUCUCAAAACUUGCUCGACUUCACCUCUGUGUCCCUGGAACGUCUGUUGCAAGUGAGAGAAUUUUCUCCACGGCAGGGGACAUUGUUGAAGCAACCCGCUCUCGUCUUGCAGCAGACAAUGUUGAUGAACUUAUUUUUCUGCAGAAAAAUCUAAAGAUUGAGUAGACUGUGAUUACAGCUGCCAAAACCCAAGUUGCACUGCUUUGUUCAAAUUGUUUACACAGUUGAGUUUUUCUUUUAGUGAAUCAAUUUCACUGGUUUACAUGCUUUAAAAACAGUAAGAUUGUUCUAAGCACUUUAAUACAAAAUUUCUUCAGGUCAGUAAGAAGUAAGCACAUAAAUGUUAUGCACUAAAAUGCAUGUUUUUAUUAUGGCAUUGUUAUUUUUGCUCGUUAGCAAAAUUAAAAAAAUACAUAUUGAAAGAGGAAUAACACUUGUAUUUUUUUUUCAGAGCAUUAAAUGUAUUGAAUCGAACCGAAAAUCGUGUCCCUCAUAUCGAAAAUCGUACCGAACCGUGACUUAACUGUAUCGUUGCAUCCCUAUUAUUUACCAUACAUUCAUCACAUAGUGACAUAGUGUUUCAAUGCGAGAGCCAGUACAUUUUGACCACCUGCUUAAUAUGGUGUUGGUUCUUCUCUCCAACUUGACAAUACUCUGCUAUACCUCUGAAGAUGUCCUGUUGCAUCAGGGACCAGCAUGUUAGCAGCAGAUUCUUUAAGUCCUGUAAGUUGUGAGGUCUAGCCAUCAUUGAUUGGACUUGUUCCAGCAUAUCCCCCAACAUAAUGAGGCUAGUUCAUUGUUUGUCCCUCUUAAGGCCACUGACUGUCAAUCCUCAGCAACAGUGUUUCAGUGUUAUUGUGGUUUUUUUUUUGUUGUUUUUUUUUUUUUAAACCUUUUUUUCUUCAGAAAUUCGUGUGAUUUAGGUAGUGCGCUGUGCAUCAUUAUCACACUGAUUGUCAUUCAAGCUUCUGCAGAUGGGGAGUCAUCUUGUUAGCCAGUACUUUGACAUAUCCAUUGGCAUUCAUGGUGCCAUCUAUAAAUGUCAUCUCCCCAACACAUUUUGCACUCAUUCAGUCCCAUAUCAUCACGCUCCCACCUCCAUGCUUCACAGUGAGGACUAAGCAUUCGCUGUGGUAGUCCUGAUCAGGUUCACAUCAAAUAUGCUGGACCUCAUCUGACCAAAGAUUGUGUUCCCAAUAUUCAUUAGACUUCUGUCCCUUUAGCAAAGUUUCCUCAAGCAGAUUUUUUUCUUGUAUACUAUCCAUAGAGGUUGAAGCUAUGCAGUGCUUUCGACUGUCUGAUCUGUCACAGAAACCCCAUUUUGUUUUUUGAUAACCCCUGUGUCAAGUCUGAAGUACAUAUGUUUUUCAAAGCUAUAUCGUGAAAGUAAUGCAUGUCCAUGGCUUCAUUUUGGGAGGACAACUACUACAGCUCAGAUUAGUGGUACUACAACUUGUUCUAUACCUUCUGAUUACUGCUGCAGCUGUUGUUGUUUUUUAGUCUUUCUAAAGUAUAUGCUUUGGAUUGUUUGUCAAAGGAAAUAUUGUACACCUCAAGAAAUAAUGCCAUCAUUGAUUGGUGAUACAAAUAAAAAUGAUUUGACAUCCAUGUGAUUUUGUACAGGGAUGUACUCACAUCUGUUUUACACUGUACUGUCUAGUGAAUCCAGACAUGGACAUGCACAGUUGUUAUGAGAUAAUCAGAAUUAUUCACUUCAUCAGUGAAGUCAAAAAGAACCAUAAUAUUAAAGCUUUUUUCUGUCGCACCUUUCAAGACUUGAGUUACAAGGCACUUUACUAAAACAAGUAACAAUACAACUUUAAAAGGAAACAAUAAAAAAUACGUACAUCAACAAAAGCUCAACCUAAAAGCACUGUGAUGCAACAUUAUCUACCAAGGUGCUGCUUUGACAAGGUGGACACAUACCAGCAUGCAUUUCUAAUUGAUCACUUUGUAAUCUCAGUAUGGGCAGACUUUCACUUCAGCAUGUGAAGGAACCACCAGGAAGGAUUCACAGAUCCUUGGAACACAUAGAUACUGUAAAACUGAAUGAAGCUGUAUUGACAACCACUGUUUUGUGUUGUUAAUAAUGUUCCAUAAUAAUGCAUUAGCUGACUCUGCAAGUUGAUUUUGAUAGAGUAUUAAAAUGAACUGAAAUCAGUCGACUCCUUGAUGGAAGGAAAAGCACACUUAAAAGUGACAUCAUGAAAAGGUCCUUGCAGAACUUGUAGGGAGUCUCAUCACCAAAGCAGUGUUGUGUUUAGUGGAAUGAUAGCAGUCACAAGACAUUGUUAGUGUUGCUUCAACAGAAAGAGAAAUACUCUGUUUCUUAAGACAAGCAGUGUUGUGCAGAAUAAUUACAGCUUACCUUCUCUUCCAUUAACCACUAUUUCU